Messenger RNA from Macrosteles quadrilineatus (aster leafhopper), 1739 nucleotides. RefSeq names its product LIM/homeobox protein Awh-like. Gene Ontology annotation, molecular function: RNA polymerase II transcription regulatory region sequence-specific DNA binding; DNA-binding transcription factor activity, RNA polymerase II-specific. Gene Ontology annotation, cellular component: nucleus. The record is from RefSeq and is a predicted model, not a curated record. The coding region runs from base 59 to 967 and encodes 302 amino acids. NCBI's taxonomy places the organism in Eukaryota, Metazoa, Arthropoda, Insecta, Hemiptera, Cicadellidae. The transcript has 7 exons. Gene Ontology annotation, biological process: regulation of transcription by RNA polymerase II; neuron differentiation.
CCCGGGUGUACGACGGCCCUCGGAUGUUCUAGGAUCUAGGAGGAGCUCCAGCUGAUCUAUGAUACAAGUCUCUUGUUUCGGACACUACAACAUCACGCCGAUAGGAAUGAAGACAGAGCAGCGGAUGUGCGCCGCGUGCUCAGAGCCCAUCACAGACAAGUACCUUCUUCAGGUCAAUGGAAGGUCCUGGCACGCUCACUGUCUGCGCUGCUGCGUCUGUCAGCUGGCUCUAGAUCGUCAGCCCUCCUGCUUUAUCAAGGACGACUCUGUCUACUGCAAGGCGGAUUAUGCCAAAAGUUUCGGUGCCAAGUGCUCCAAGUGCUGCCGCAGCAUCUCUGCCAACGACUGGGUACGGAAGGCACGCGACCAUGUCUACCACUUGGCGUGCUUCGCGUGCGACGCGUGCAAGCGACAACUCAGCACGGGCGAGGAGUUCGCACUACAUGACGACAGAGUGCUCUGCAAAGCGCACUACCUGGAGACCAUCGACGGCACCACCACAUCGUCUGACGAAGGUGGAGACUCGGAGAGCUAUCACAGCAAGAGCAAAGCCAAGCGAGUGCGAACAACCUUCACAGAAGAGCAGCUGCAGGUGCUUCAAGCCAACUUCCAGUUAGACUCCAACCCAGAUGGUCAGGAUCUGGAGCGCAUAGCACAGAUCACCGGCCUCAGCAAGCGAGUCACCCAGGUUUGGUUCCAGAACUCUCGGGCGCGACAGAAGAAACAUCUGAACACCGGCAAGAUGAAGUCAUCUCACUGUCAUGGAGCUGGGAUGGGUGGAGGCAGAGAGCUAGAGCCUGGUCAGUUUGGUCGACAUAUCAAUCUACACCUCACGUACUCACUGCAGCAACAGUCUAAAGUAUCGCACAUCUACUCAUCUCACCUUCCAAUGUCUGAACCUUCGUCUCUGGAUGAGUUGUCUCAAGACUCCAUGCUCAUGUGUACCUUGCGAGGAGAGGGGGUAUGAGAAGACGCAAGGACGGGGGAUCCCGAAAACGACCUGCCCCCGUCCUUCAAGCACUCUCCUUCAUAACCUCCUGGACAUAAACUUGCAAUGUCUUCAGAUUUUUUUUUUUUUUUGGGAGGCAUGAAAAAUUGUUGUUAAAAAGCAUUGCGAGAAGUCAAAUUGCUUUGUUUAACAAUUGUCAAGGUCACAAAAUAAUAUAAUACCUAUGCAUUUUUUUUUAUUUGUCAUUGAAAUGUUCAGCAGUCAAUUAGAAGGUGUUGAGAUUUACUAAACCUUAGGAGACAUGAGAAAUUAAACAUUGUUAACCCUUCAAGUGCCACGUAACGAUAUAUCGUUUUGCACAACACUUCUGAAAAAUACUUCACAACGAUAUAUUGUCGUCGGUAGUCUUACCAAAAAAUAUAUACCGAAAAAUACCGAAAACAUUGCAACAAUAUAUCGGGCCGGCGCAACUUUUGAUCAUGUGAGUUUUAAUGAGCAUGUCGGUUGAAUUGGUUGUUAUUAUAAAACAACGAUGAUUUCAAUCGGUUUCUCAUACGAUCGAGGCACGAUAUAUCGUUCCAUUGCACUUUUGGGAUGAAAAUUUAUACUUUUACCGAUUUUUAUUCUUGCGCACUACGCUUCGCCCCCGCGGCAAGCCUGGCACUUUUCAGAUAUACCUAGUAAAAAAAACUUUGGCACUUUUCGGAAAGUACCAAAAUAAAUCUCUGGCACCCAAAGGGUUAAAUAGCAUUGACAAGUCGAUAUGCUUUGUUUUCAAUUAAGGUAAAAC